UUUUGGCAGCUAAUAAAAAUCAUUCCUUUCGGUGUGCUCCGGUAUCAGCAGAUCCGCCGAUAUCGUCCUUGAAUUAAAAAUCCGAUUUUCUAAUUGUUAGCCGGUUUUGCGUGCUAACGCUGUAAUUUUGCCAGCCGUACAGCGCGAGUUUUCCUGAAAGAUUUUCAAUGGCUGACCAGCAAACUACUGUGUCAUCAUCGGCCACUGAUGGCCUUGAUAUAAGUUCCGAGCCGAAAUCUGCCGAAGGAUUAAAAAACGGCGAACUAUCUGGGGAAGCCAAUGAAGGUACCGGAAAGGCAGCCAAGAGCAAAAAGAAAAAGAAGAACAAGGCCCAAACGGAAACGGUGGCCGUAGAAGUAGGUGGUUCAUCAAAACCGGACAGUGACGGUGGCCCAGCUGUGCAAUUUUCCACUUCCGCCGAUAGCGCAGAAGCUUCCGGAUUAUCUUUGAAAGCUGGACCGGGUCAAAUGCCCAACCAGGACAUGCUGAUGAAUGUUAUCGAGCAGUUGAAGCUGACUUCCCUGAAGCCAGCGAAAACUCCCGAGGAGGCCCUGAACAAAUCGUUUAAGUUCUGGUCCACCCAGCCGGUGCCGCGUAUGGACGAAACCAUAGCCGUAAAUGAACCGAUCGAAGCGGACAAACCGAUUAGUGAGAUCCGAGCCGAACCCUACACUCUGGCGGAUGGAUUUACCUGGGACACUUUGAAUCUGGAGGAUCCCUUGCAGCUGAAGGAGCUGUACACUCUGCUGAACGAGAACUAUGUCGAAGAUGACGAUGCCAUGUUCCGUUUCGAUUAUCAACCCAAUUUCAUAAAGUGGGCCCUGCAGCCUCCGGGAUGGCGUGCCGAUUGGCAUUGUGGUGUCCGGGUGAUUAAAUCUGGCCGCUUGGUCGGAUUCAUUUCAGCCAUUCCUGGAACGCUUAACGUCCACCAAAAGACGCAAAAAAUGGUUGAGAUUAACUUUUUGUGCGUGCACAAAAAGCUACGCUCCAAACGAUUGGCACCGGUGUUGAUUCGGGAAAUUACUAGACGCGUCAAUCUGACCGGCAUAUUCCAAGCUGUGUACACAGCCGGUGUGGUGCUGCCGAAGCCGGUUGCUUCCUGCCGGUACUGGCAUCGAUCGCUCAAUCCAAAAAAGCUUAUAGAGGUGAAAUUCUCGCACAUCUCGCGCAACAUGACGAUGCAACGAACGAUUAAACUGUACAAACUACCAGACGCACCUAAAACGCCCGGCUUCCGGAAGCUCCAGGAAUCGGACCUGGAGGAAACCCGGCUGCUGCUGGAACGCUACAUGACCAAGUUCAACUUGACACCGGUCUUCGACAAGGACGAGUUCCGCCACUGGUUUUUACCGCAGGACGGUAUCAUCGAUUGCUUUGUGGUGGAAGAUCCGGCCACCGGAGAGAUAACGGACAUGGUCAGCUACUACACACUGCCAUCGACGGUGAUGCACCAUGCGGUUCACAAAUGUGUGAAGGCCGCCUACAGCUUCUACAACGUAUCGACCAAGACGCCCUGGCUAGAUCUAAUCAACGAUGCGCUGAUCUCGGCGCGUAAUCUUAACUUUGACGUGUUCAACGCACUGGACCUGAUGGAGAACAGGAAAUUCCUGGUUGAACUGAAGUUUGGCAUCGGUGACGGCAAUUUACAGUACUAUCUGUAUAACUGGCGCUGUCCGAGCAUGGAACCUUUGGAUGUUGGCUUGAUUCUUCUAUAAGCGAUCUUCUGAUUGCUGAUAUUUUUGAUUUUGAUUUUUUUUUGUUAGGAGGGAGGUUUUUUUUUUGGAUAUUUCGAUCAAGGAGCUUUACCUAAGGGUGUCAGAAGACUCUGUUGCAUACGAUUGACGAAGGUACUCGUAUAUCAGUCUUAUAGGAUGUAACUAGCGAAAAAUAACAUUAUAUUCGAGGUAAGAUGGGUUGCCAGAUUUGUAACGAAAGUUUGGGGUAAGCAUAUGGAACGCGUUCUUGAUUUGUUGCAUUCGAAGGUGAAAAAUACUGGAAGUCUAUUAUAAACAACGUAAACAAUAAUAAAGCCUAGUUUUCGUGUCUAUUUCUAAACAAAAUA
Molecule: messenger RNA, 2062 nt
Organism: Uranotaenia lowii
Lineage: Eukaryota; Metazoa; Arthropoda; Insecta; Diptera; Culicidae
Gene: Nmt
Product: glycylpeptide N-tetradecanoyltransferase
Exons: 4
Coding region: 168-1715 (515 amino acids)
Biological process (GO): N-terminal peptidyl-glycine N-myristoylation
Cellular component (GO): cytoplasm
Molecular function (GO): glycylpeptide N-tetradecanoyltransferase activity
Source: RefSeq, a predicted model, not a curated record